Molecule: messenger RNA, 3937 nt
Organism: Chenopodium quinoa (quinoa)
Lineage: Eukaryota; Viridiplantae; Streptophyta; Magnoliopsida; Caryophyllales; Amaranthaceae
Product: protein FAR1-RELATED SEQUENCE 8-like
Exons: 2
Coding region: 724-1848 (374 amino acids)
Source: RefSeq, a predicted model, not a curated record
AAAAUUCAUUCCAUCCACUUGCUUUGUAAAUGUCGAAGGGAAGAACCAUGAAAAAUUGAAAACACCAUGAAAGUAAGUUGAAAACAUUGGGAAAGAGGGCAAAAAAUAAUCGUCAUAGCUGUUUUUAAUAAAUGGAGGGUGUUGCUAACGACAGAUGUGUCGUUAGUGACACUGGUAAUGAUAAUGGCGCAGUACUUGAUUUGGUGAAGCAUGGAGGUGACAGCAGCCGACGACAUGGAGCUGAGUACGAAGAGGAUGGUGCGGCGUUGCAGGCGUUGUUGAAAGGGCUAAGUAUAAAAAUUUUGCCUUUAAAAGAAAAAUGGGUAAGUUAGGGUUUACUCAGAGCACCCACAAAUUGAGAAAUUGUUGUUGAUUGCCCUGUGGAACCAAUAUAGGAAUCAGAUGACCAUGAAAAUAGGAAUAAGAAUGUGGUAAUUUAUAUGGAAUUAUUGUUUAAUUCAUGCUGAAUUACAAUUUGAGUAAUUAUUUACUGUGAAUUAUUGUGUGUAUUAGAUGUUUAAUUAGAAUUCUAGUAAAUAUGUUAAAUGAAAUGUAUAUGUAAGAGUAGGAGACUGAAAUUUGUGAAAUGGUGGCUAAAGUAUGAAAUAGGGGGAAAUUUUAGUUAAUGUUACUAUUUACCAGGGAAUUAGUUGUUGUAUGUGUUUUCAUUGAUGAAAUGUGGUUGUUGGUGCAUUCAGUUAGUUGAUAAAUGUUUGGUGAACAAUGAAAAGUUGUUGGUUUUGCUUAGUUUUCAUGUUAUUUGGUUAUGGUUAUUGUUUUUGUUUUUGUUUUUUAUCCAAGGUUGUGAUUGGUGAAGAGUCUUAUAAGACUCCAAAAAAAGGCUUUAGUAGUGUGGCUAUUUCAGUUGAGAUAGAAGAGUAUGUUGAAGUGGAUGUUGGUCUUCCUCCUCCUGCAUUUGGAAUGGUUUUUCAGUCAUGGCAGGAACUUGAUGAAUAUUUUAGGGAAUACGGGAAACAAAAUGGAUUUGGGGUAGUUCGUACUAGUGCUUGCAAAGUAGGAAAAGGCCCUAAUGCAAAAAUGAGAAGGAAUUGUUUGUGGACAUGUGAGUGCUAUGGGUUGCCUGAUAGGAAGCGUACGAAGGUGGAGGAGAGUUUAGUGACUGAUGCUCAAAUUGUUGAGGAGGAGGAGUGCGCUGUGAAGAGGGGGAGUAAGAAAGUUGAAUGUCCAGUGAAUAUAUAUGCUAAUGUUAAUGAACGUGGCGAAUGGGUUAUUCAGAGGGUGAACCUUGAGCAUGGUGGACACACCCCCACUCCAGGCAAGGCUAAGAAUAUAAGUAGGUUGAGGAAAAAGUUUCUGGUGGAGAAUCCUCAUGUUGUCAGGCAGCUUUUCAAUGACAGGAGGUUCGGGGUUCCCGUGUCACAAAUCUAUAAUUGUAUGGCUAGGGACCGUAAUAGGUUGGAGAACAUGCCCUUUGCUCAGAAGGAUCUUCAUGAAGAAGUGGCAAAGCAGAAGAAAAAAAUAUUUGAUGAAGGUGAUGCUAAAGCAAUGUUUGCUUAUUUCCAGACAAUGGUUGAAGAUAACUCAAAUUUUUUCUACACCUAUCGAGUAGACAAAGAGGGUAGGUUGAAGGAUGUACUUUGGGUAGAUGUAAGGAGUCGGGCUGUCUAUGAAGAGUUUGGCGAUGUAGUGUGUUUUGAUUUCACCUACUUGACUAAUGAAUAUAAGCUACUGUUUUGCAACUUUGUUGAAGUGAACCAUCAUGGUCAAACUAUUCUAUUUAGGUGUGCGCUUGUUAGUAGGGAGACUGCUGAAACAUUUGAGUGGGUAUAUAGCAAUUGGUUGAGGUGUAUGGAAAACAAAACCCCUCUUGCAAUACUUACCGAUUAAGACCUUGACACGAGGAAAGCUCUGAAGGCCACAAUGAAAGGCGCCACACACAGAUGGUGUAUUUGGCACAUCCUGCAAAAAUUUUCAACAAGGUUAGGAAAGCAUUCUAACUACCCCGAGUUGAAGGAAGACCUUGAUAGUGUUGUGUAUGAUAGUUUGGAUUGUGAAGAGUUCGAAAGACGGUGGCCAGAAGUGAUCAAGAAACACAAAGUUGAAACGGACUACUGGCUGGAAGGCCUGUUUAUCGAACGUCAUAUAUGGGUACCUGCGUUCGUGAAGCAUAUGUUUUGGGUCGGCAUGAGAACAACCCAGAGGAUUGAGAGUAUACAUAGCUUUUUUUAUGGUUAUUUAAGGAAGCACACACUGCUUAGUGAAUUUGUGGAGAGAUAUUGUGAAGCGUUGGAGGUUAGAGCUAUUAGUGAGAAACGAGCCGAUGAUAAUAAUUCUAGAUUUGUUAGGCAACCCACGACAGCGUUCCCUGCCGAGUCUGUUUUACGGAAAAUCUACACAGAUGCCAAAUUUAAAGAGGUACAAAGGGAGUGCAGUAGGAUGCUAUAUGUGACCAAUUUGGACAAGAGGCAAAUAUCUGAUACACUGAAUGAACACUCACUUGAGGAUUAUGUUUGGUACAAACCAAAGAACUCAAGGAAAGAAGUACCGUCGAAGAGGAAAUGGGUGUACACAAGGUUACGUGCAAUAGCAGCACCAAAGAAGCAAAUUGUGAAUGCAGGUACUUUGACUGCCAUGGCAUCAUCUGUCGGCAUAUGAUUAUGGUGUAUCAAAUGAACGACUGUGGAGAAAUUCCUGAGAAUUACAUAUUACGUCAGUGGAGGAAAGAUGUUAUUAGGAAGCACACUAGGAUGAAAGUUAAGUACCAUGAUCCAAACAAGACGGAGGUGGUCUGUAGGUUUGAUAAGAUGAUGGUGGAGUUCUCUCCCAUUUGUUCUAAGACAUCGGUUUGCAAAAGUGCGUCGGAUGUUGUAUUGAACGGUCUGUAGUUGCUUGAUAUCCAAGUAGAAGAGAAAUUGUCUAUGCUUAUCCGGAACAGAUCGGACCUUUUGGGGUGUAAUGGCACACUUCCUCUGUGUGCCUGUAAAAGGAGGGUACACCACCAACCACUGAAAAGCAAGGCAGCUGUGCCCAGAAUUUGUCUCUACAACUUGCUAACAUAAAGGACCUGCCAAUUCCGAAGAAACCUCCUCACCGUACAACUGAUUCCCGAUAUGUCAUGUGUUGAAAAAUCGAAGAAACCUGGUAAGAGGAGUUAUGGGAACCAAGGUACAUCUGUUGCUGGUAAGAGUCAAAACAGCCGACAAUUGUUUUGUUCUCAGGUAGUUGAUUGUUGUUAUUACAAGUAACUGAUUAGUGUUGUUUGUUUUAAGAGAUAAGUGCUUGGUUAUUGAUUUAUGAUAUGUUAUUAACAUACUGGGACUUAAUUAAUAGUGGUAAGAACAAGUACCAUUUCCAAUGAUGGGUUACAAAUGAUAGAUGUUGAUGGCUCGUCGGGUUAUUUUACCUCAUUGUCCGGAGUGCAGCGUCCUCCAUUUUCUGGCAGACUUUCAAUCUCUUUAUUAAGAUGGCCUCAUCCUGUUUACCCGCCUCAUUUCCUGUCGUACCAACAGUUUUGUCAAAUGCAAGGAUUCCCGAUGUAAAUGGGCGGUUACAUGUCUCCUAAUACGACUGUUUCUCAGUCCCUAUAUGUGAUGAGGCCUGCAACUCCGGCAACUAUAACUUAAAAUCCUAACUUUUCUCUGUGAAACCAAAGAGGAGCUUAGCAAUGCAGGCGAGAGAGAAUGUCGCCCCUGUUCAUGGAGCACCCUUUUUUGUAGUUUUAUUAGGUUCUGGGUUCUAAUCUGCUCUUUUGGGGACUUAAAAUCUUUAUGUAGCGUAGACCUAACACCUAACCUCACCGGAAGCGAAGAGCACCCCUUUUGUUUUAAUGGGGUUUAAAGUUGAAGAUGUAAAGCUGAUAUAUAGGCCCAUUUUUUGUACAGAAAUGCUUAUUGAUAUCUUCUGGAAAUAUGUAAUUAUGAAGGUGGGUUUAUUUUGAAAACAACUAUGAUUCCUUUUGAAAUGAACUAUGAUUAAA